AAUACGAGAAUAACAGAAAUUAUAUAUAACAUCUGGAAAAGUUAGAAAUAUUCAAAAUUUGUAUAAUUAUUUAUAACAGUAGUGAAAAUUAUAGUGUAAAAAUAAGAAAAUCAAUCUAAUAAUACCAAAGUUAAAGAUAUAAACCCAUUUCAAAGCGCGAAUGAGUUAUUUAGAUUAAAGAUAUAAACAAGUAUAAAAUAAAAUGUCAUAUACUUUAUUACGAAGUCUCAAUCGCAGUGGAGGAUCUUUGCGCAAUGCUACCGUAUAUUGUCUAAAUACAAAUACUCCUUUGACCUUGUAUCUAUUGGCGGUACAACCAAAUAAUUAUUGUAUUGUGGCACAAUACUCCAGACGCAGCGAUUCUAAAAACCUUGAAAGCGCUUUCAAGGUUGUCAAAUCAAAAGUUCGUGUAGAAGGCAAUUCAGACUUUUUGGGCGGAGAAUGUGGACCGAAUUGGGAAUUAUUAUCACCGCGUGGAAAUCGUUUUUAUUUUCCAAAUGCUGUAGGACCUGCGUGGCAAGGAGCCACAACUACAAUAACACUUGAGGUUCCCUUAGAAUCGCUGGUAGAUUUUGAUGGCAAAAACUCAGAGAAAAAGCCUAUGCUAAAAUUUAGUGUAAAUGAGUGUCCUUCAUUGAUUAAAAAAUCCCUGCAUGAAUUAUUUCCAGCACCAGAAGUGGUAUCUAGUGAAAAGUUAGCUAUAAUGACAUUACGUUUCAGUGGAGAUACCGAGAUUGGAGCAAGAAAGUUCGUAUUAGCCGCCCGUGAAAUCACUGCCCGCCUAAGACUGCACGGAUAUUGGGCAGAUUUUAUGAAUCCAUUUAGUGGUAAACCAUUUUAUUCUUGGUCCAGUGGUAAAAAUCUUUACAAGAUUGAUAAUCGCUUUCGAGGUCUUAAUAUGAAGCUAAAUAAACACAAUGAAUGUGUUGUAAUUAGUUCCGAUGCCGAGGCUAAUGCAGAAAAUGCAUUUUCUGGAUCCAUCUACAGUAAUGCUCCACCAGAGUUAACGCAGCUGAAAUCUUUGCUAGAUUCACAAGUUUAGUGGCAGUUCCUUCCUUAUCAUGUGAACUAAUCAUACUACCAAAUGAUUUACCUCCUAAUUAUCUUUUUUGUUGAUAUUGUUAUAGUCAAAUAAAUUAAUUGUUUUCUUUUUAAUUUUAAACAAAACUUACGUAUUAGAUAAACAAGAAUAUUGUAAAAUUUUAUUUAACUAAA
Molecule: messenger RNA, 1215 nt
Organism: Calliphora vicina (urban bluebottle blowfly)
Lineage: Eukaryota; Metazoa; Arthropoda; Insecta; Diptera; Calliphoridae
Exons: 4
Coding region: 203-1042 (279 amino acids)
Biological process (GO): cobalamin metabolic process
Cellular component (GO): mitochondrion
Source: RefSeq, a predicted model, not a curated record